Fraxinus pennsylvanica is the source of this 1191-nucleotide messenger RNA. The record is from the annotation of a GenBank genome assembly. NCBI's taxonomy places the organism in Eukaryota, Viridiplantae, Streptophyta, Magnoliopsida, Lamiales, Oleaceae.
AUGAGCAAUAAAUUCAAGAACUUCCUUCAAAACGUUUUAAAGCUCUUCACUUCCAACCCAAACAGAGGGCAAACGGAAGAGGACUUGGAGGAAAUUGCAGCGCGAGAACAGAAGCAGUUCCCUUUUGAAAUCCUUAAAGCUGCAACCAAGGAUUUUCACCCCACAAACAAGCUUGGUCAAGGUGGAUUUGGCCCCGUUUUCAGGGGAAAAUUGAGUGAUGGGAGAGAAAUAGCUGUGAAGAUGCUAGCACAUGGCUCAACUCAGGGUAAGAGAGAGUUUCAGAUGGAAGCGAAGUUGUUGACGCGAAUGCAGCAUAGAAAUGUGGUAAAUUUGUUGGGAUACUGUGUGCAUGAUGCAGAGAAGCUGCUUGUUUACGAGUAUGUGGCUAACGAGAGCCUUGACAAGCUUCUAUUUAAUUCUGGUAGUCAGCAAGUGCUUGAUUGGAAACAAAGACAUGACAUAAUAACUGGCAUAGCAAAGGGCUUGCUUUACCUUCACGAAGGCGCUCAUACUUGUGUCAUACACCGUGACAUCAAGGCCAGCAAUAUCCUGCUUGACGAUAAAUGGGUUCCCAAGAUUGCUGAUUUUGGCAUGGCUCGUCUCUUUCCUGAAGAUCAAUCACAUGUUAACACUCGUGUAGCUGGUACCAAUGGCUACAUAGCACCAGAGUAUCUCAUGCAUGGUGAACUUUCUGUGAAAGCAGACGUGUUCAGCUUUGGGGUUUUGGUUUUGGAGCUGAUAAGCGGAGAGAAGAAUUUAACUUUUAAUCAUGAUCCUAACUCACGGGACUUACUUGAAUGGGUAUACAGGCUUUACAAGCAAGGUAGAAGCUUGGAUCUGGCAGAUCACACUUUGGCACCCUCAGCAAUUCCUGAAGAGAUAGCAAUGCUCAUACAGCUUGGGCUGCUUUGUACCCAAGCUGAUCCAGCAUCACGUCCCAAUAUGCACGAGGUGGUGGUAAUACUGUCGAGGAAGCCAAGCACUCUCAAAGAACCAAAAAGACCUGGAUUCCCAGGUUCCAGAUAUAGGACUCCGAGGCCAUUACCCUCGACCUCUAGAACUUCAGGAGAAUACAGUUCUCAUUCUUCUGGUUCCACGACCAAUACAAACAGUGUCACUUCUUCUGCUACUGCAAGUACAUGGAGCCUCAACAGUCCCAAAUUAGAUCCUCAUGGAAAACGUCCUAUGUAA